AUGUUCCUCAAACAAGGGCUCAUCUUGUUCACUUUGUGCUCGUUUAUGGCAGAAGCUUGGCGUGGCAAGGGCAAUGGAAAAGGAAGAGGACCAAGGAAACCACACAAUUGGGGAAACAUGACCACCGAUCAAGUGGAUCAGUUCAAGAAAUCACUUGGUGGCCGAACGAAUGUCGACCGUUUUAUGGGAGCUCUUGAUCGUUUCAACGAGGACGGCGUCAAACUCGUCCAACCAAGCGACGAGGAGAAAGCCGACAUGUUGGAGAGGAUCAAGCACAUCAGAAAGCACAAGUGGUCGCCGAAAUCCCAAAAGGAGGGCGAUUCGUUGAGCGAGAUCAAUCAAAACGCGGGUGUAGCGAGCUCAUUGUACGGCGGAGAUAUGGCGCUUAUCGAUCCACAAGUUGAUGCCUUACUUGGAGACUUUGUCGAUGACGACGAUGAGUCGACCGGUGAAAGCCGAAAAAAGCGUCAAGCUUACUACACAACCUCAUAUCCAGCCAUGUUGUGGACUGAUAACACCGUCUACUACUAUUUCGAUUCGUCCCUCUCAGCCGCCGCGAUCACCGUGUCAAGAAUUGCGAUCGCUUUCUGGCAAAACUCGACCUGUAUCAAUUUUGUCGAGAAACAAGACGCUCCCAACCGAAUUCGUUUCUUCAUGGGUACCGGAUGCUAUUCGAAUAUCGGAAUGAUCAAAGGACAGCAAGAUUUAUCGCUUGGCACUGGUUGUGAACAUUUUUCUGUCGUCGCCCACGAGCUCGGUCAUGCCCUUGGCUUCUUCCACGAGCAAAGCCGACAUGAUCGUGACACAGCAGUCACCAUUGACACGACGAGUGUUGACGCGGCAAAGGUUUCCAACUAUCGAAAAGAAACGGUGGACAGCAAUAACAACUAUGGAAUGCCGUAUGAUUAUGGAAGUGUCAUGCAGUAUGAUCAGAAUGCUUUCUCGUCUAACGGUCAAGUUGCCAUGGUGGCAAAGGUCAUUCCCUACCAAGACACGAUGGGUGGCCCGACGGUCUCUUUCUACGAUAUCUCAAUGAUGAACGAGUACUAUCAGUGCAAAAAAAAAUGCACAACUGGAGCGACUUGUAUGAAUGGUGGAAUCAGAAACUCGCGAAACUGCAACACUUGCAUUUGCCCAUCUGGCUGGGCUGGGACCACGUGCACGGAAAGGCCAACCGGUUGCGGGGCCACGUUGACGGCGACGGCCACAGCGCAGACUCAGACGUUUACCCUCGGCACAAUGGGAGCCGCCAUGCAAAACGUGAUGGAAACUUGUAAUUACAUGAUUAAGGCGCCGAUUGGGAACAAAGUGGAAGUGGUGCUGAAGACGAUGACCGGAGUGAUCGCUUGCACUCCCGGAUGUCCAUUUAAGAGUAUCGAGUUCAAAGCGAUGAGCGACCAUCGAUACACUGGAGCUCGAGCUUGCUGUUCGGAUGACCAGGGAAUGACGGUGGUCUCUGAGGCCCAUCUCAUGCCUGUCAUCGGCUACGAGAGACUCCAAUCGACCACUUACACUUUCACGUAUCGUUACGUAUCCGCCUCAACACCGUCAACUGUGAAGGUCAGCCAGAUCGCCUCCACGGCGGCCACCUAUGAUGCCUCGGGGGAUCCGAUUGUCGUCGAGACGAAAACUACCGCUAAACCCGUCGUUCUUCUCACAACAACACGCUCGACUGCCCCAAACAAGACGGCCUGUGCCGAUUUGAAUGCAAACUGUGCCACUUGGGUGUCCAACGGAUUCUGCUCGUCAACUGGCUACACGCUCCAACAAAAGAAAGAUUAUUGCCCGGGCUCGUGCAAUCUUUGCACCACGACAAUCACCUCAACGAUCACCUGUACCGAUAAUACAAAUUGUGUGAAUUGGGUGCCAAACGGCUUUUGUACGUCUCUCGCCUACACUCAGGACAUGAAAAAGUCGUAUUGCCCAAACGCGUGCAAAAUGUGCAGU
Messenger RNA from Mesorhabditis belari, 1947 nucleotides. NCBI's taxonomy places the organism in Eukaryota, Metazoa, Nematoda, Chromadorea, Rhabditida, Rhabditidae. The record is from the annotation of a GenBank genome assembly.